Molecule: messenger RNA, 711 nt
Organism: Blastomyces dermatitidis ER-3
Lineage: Eukaryota; Fungi; Ascomycota; Eurotiomycetes; Onygenales; Ajellomycetaceae
Exons: 3
Coding region: 1-711 (236 amino acids)
Source: RefSeq, a predicted model, not a curated record
AUGCGAAUGUUCCAUCCAUCCCGGCUCCGAGUCCGUGAAGCUCCACAGGAAUUGUCGCACUCCAAAUUCCUGGCCUCCGUCCAGGAAUCCCUCCAGGAUACCGCUUUUGAGCUCUUGGAUAAUGAGGCCUUUACCCACGUGAAGGCAGCUGGUGAUGUCGAUGGUAUGACGCAUUCUCUUAUCUACCGCGCGUUGGAGCGCAAUACUGGAACCGUUGGGUUGGCCAGUGCGCUCUGCGAAAGCAUGGAAGCCGUAAACCCUGAAGUUGCUGCGAUUACCCAGCACCAAGACCCAGCUUCCGCUGGCGCAGCUGAAAUUAACAAGCAAAUCGCUUUGGACCUUACCGUCCAGAUCGCCUCGAUCGGCGGAGAUCUACUCUUGGCUAUCGAGAGCAGCACAUUCGCCCCGGGCAACACCGAGGGAGACGAGGAGGGCUGCAUCUUCACCGAGAAUCUGCUUGUCCCGGACGUUACUGAAGAAGAGAUCAUCUCGAGCAAGCUGGUAUCAAUGCUGAGAAUGUUACGGUGGCUGAUGCGGUUGGUGCCAAUGAUGUCCCGGAUCAAGCCACUGCCUCAACCGCGGCCACCGUGGUUGAGACCGAAACGGCAGCUACUGCAAGCACGGCUGAAACAGCUCCUGCGGCCGCGACGUCGGAAGCCGUCGCCGCAGCUUCCGGCGGCGUUGAUUAAGUUGAAAAUACCCAAACUCUAG